UAAUAAUAGUAGUGGGGUUCUCAUGGUCAACCUAUGCAGAGAGAGACAUAUGGGGAUUUUCAUAAUUCUCCACGCCAGAUUCGUUCCUCUACUCAUUCAUCUCUUUGAUUAAUAAUCAUAGCCACCCACCCACACUCCCAAGUCUUUCCUCCUUUCCUUCUUCUUCUUCUUUCUUCUUCUCCAUUCCAAAACCUUCAACACAUCUCCUCUUCUUCUUCUUCUUCUCUCUAACAGUACGUGAUCGACUGUGUUUUCCUUCCCAUACGAUUCACAAAAUGGGUUCCGAUGAUCUGUGUAAUACAGGUCUUGGCCUGGGCCUGAGCUAUGAAGGGAAUAAUAAUAUUAUUCCCAAGUCUGAUCACCACAAACCGUCCCUGAAAUUUGAACCCUCCCUGACUUUGUCCCUCUCAGCCAAAAUUGACGUGAACAAGGCCUGUGAAGAAGAGUCAGCCGAUCCAUGCCAACAAGCUUCUCCUCAUAGUGGGGUUUCAUCUUUUUCCAACGUUAGCAUCAAGAGGGAGAGAGAUCCUGUAAGCGAAGAGUUGGAGAUUGAAAGGGUUUCUUCUAGGGCCAGUGAUGAAGAGGAGGAAGGAAGUGCAAGAAAGAAACUUAGACUCACUAAGGAGCAAUCUGCCCUUUUGGAGGAUAGCUUUAGAGAGCACAGCACUCUCAAUCCUAGGCAAAAGCAAGCUUUGGCUAAGCAAUUGAAUCUCCGGCCCCGACAAGUGGAAGUGUGGUUCCAAAAUAGAAGAGCCAGGACAAAGCUGAAGCAAACGGAAGUAGACUGUGAGUUCUUGAAGAAGUGUUGUGAGACACUAACAGAUGAGAACAGAAGGUUACAGAAGGAGCUUCAAGAGCUGAAAGCAUUAAAAGUAGCUCCACCACUUUACAUGCAGUUGCCGGCAGCCACCCUGACCAUGUGCCCAUCUUGCGAGAGGAUCGGCGGCGGCGGUGGUGGCGGCAUCGGUGGAGGAGAUGGAUCAUCUAAGGCAAUUAACCCUUUUGCAAUGGGACCUAAAACUCACUUUUACAACCCCUUCACCCAUCCAUCUGCAGCUUGCUAACUGAGACUCCUUGUGAAAGGGACAAACAUACUCCAUCAAACAACAAAUUCAUAAUCCCUACUCUUUUUGGUUCAGGGCUUUGUAUAUCUCUUUGUUUCAAGAUACCCUUUAGGGUUUAUUGUAAUUAAUUUGUAUUUUGUAGCAAUAGGAAGUAUAGUUAACAUGCAAGAGCAGUAGAAACUAGAAGACUCUUGUCUUGCCCAUCUCUCUUCUUAUUUCUUUCUCUCUGUAAAUGAAAUGAAAUGGGAAUAGAAUAUAAAGAUAUGUGUCGAUUAAUUAAUUUUA
This is a messenger RNA of Macadamia integrifolia, 1349 nucleotides long. RefSeq names its product homeobox-leucine zipper protein HAT22-like. The transcript has 3 exons. Gene Ontology annotation, biological process: regulation of DNA-templated transcription. NCBI's taxonomy places the organism in Eukaryota, Viridiplantae, Streptophyta, Magnoliopsida, Proteales, Proteaceae. The coding region runs from base 276 to 1064 and encodes 262 amino acids. Gene Ontology annotation, molecular function: sequence-specific DNA binding; DNA-binding transcription factor activity, RNA polymerase II-specific. The record is from RefSeq and is a predicted model, not a curated record.